GUUUGACACACUCCCCUAAUUUCUACAGUCGCACUUGCACUUCCUUAACCCUGUGCUCAGCUGACAUCACGCGUUUUAUUAUGCGUUGGGGAUCAGCAAGAGUAGGUCUAUGUGGACUUCACCGAAGGCUCACAUACAAGUUUUCCCCUCUGGCUAUUUUUUGUUCGCGCAACAUGUCUUCGACUGGAUUAGCACAAUCGAAAUGCCCAAUUUCGGUGCUGGGAUCGAUGGCGUUCGGGGGUCGUGCUGACGUGGAGACUAGCACAAACAUGGUGAAAGCCUACUUGUCGCGCGGACACAACGAGCUGGACACUGCCUUCAUGUACACCGAUGGAAAGGCAGAAACAAUCAUUGGGGAAAUGAAUCUCCCCAAAACGGUCAGAAUUGCCACGAAGGCCAACCCCUGGGAUGGGAAAACCCUAAAACCAGACAGUGUGCGCUCUCAGCUGGACACCUCCUUGAAGCGACUGCAUACUCAGUGCGUGGAUCUCUUCUAUCUCCAUGCUCCAGACCACCAGAACCCCAUCCAGGACACACUGCAAGCCUGCCAUGAACUCCACAAAGAGGGUAAAUACAAAGAGCUUGGCUUGUCAAAUUACGCUUCAUGGGAAGUGGCUGAAAUUGUUAACAUCUGCAAACAGAACAACUGGAUACGUCCAACAGUUUAUCAGGGAAUGUACAAUGCAACUACAAGACAAGUGGAGACAGAGCUACUACCAUGUCUGAGAUACUAUGGCAUCAGAUUCUAUGCAUACAACCCUCUAGCAGGAGGCCUCCUUACAGGGAAGUAUCAUUAUCAGGACAAAGAUGGCUCACAGCCAUCAGGACGCUUCUUUGGGAACAGUUGGGCUGGUGCUUACCGAGACAGGUACUGGAAGGAAAGCCAAUUUCAGGCAAUAGACCUUGUUCAGAAUUCCCUGGAGAUGGUGUAUGGCUCAGACAAACCCAGUAUGACAUCUGCUGCUCUACGCUGGAUGUACCAUCACUCUCACCUCAAGGGAGAUUUGGGUGAUGGUGUCAUCAUUGGAAUGUCCAGCAUGGAGCAGCUGCAGCAGAACCUGUCUGCCUCUGAGGAAGGGCCUCUGGAUGAACGGGUGGUGGAGGCCUUCAAACAGGCCUGGAACCUGGUGGCACAUAACUGCCCCAAUUAUUUCCGUUAAGAGGUCUCCUCAAAAACUCCCAUUUGUCGAGUGCCUACACUUAAUUGACUAUCUGGAGUCUAAUGUAGCUUUAUUACAAGUGAGACAGUUCAAUUCCAAUAUUAGAAUGUAUUAAUUGAAACAAGCUAGGAAAGGCACCCAUUAGAAUUUAUUCUGUAUAUUCUAAUUGUGAAUUCAAUGAAUUCUAGGGGGAUUUUUUUUCUUUUUUUGGAGGCUGUGUCUUCGACUUUAAUAAACUAGAUAACAAUGGGGACACAA
Molecule: messenger RNA, 1418 nt
Organism: Esox lucius (northern pike)
Lineage: Eukaryota; Metazoa; Chordata; Actinopteri; Esociformes; Esocidae
Gene: akr7a3
Product: aldo-keto reductase family 7, member A3 (aflatoxin aldehyde reductase)
Exons: 7
Coding region: 81-1160 (359 amino acids)
Source: RefSeq, a predicted model, not a curated record